Molecule: messenger RNA, 4245 nt
Organism: Alexandromys fortis (reed vole)
Lineage: Eukaryota; Metazoa; Chordata; Mammalia; Rodentia; Cricetidae
Gene: Slc39a4
Product: solute carrier family 39 member 4
Exons: 12
Coding region: 2139-4103 (654 amino acids)
Biological process (GO): intracellular monoatomic cation homeostasis; zinc ion import across plasma membrane
Cellular component (GO): plasma membrane
Molecular function (GO): zinc ion transmembrane transporter activity; monoatomic cation:bicarbonate symporter activity
Source: RefSeq, a predicted model, not a curated record
AUUUUUACUUGUGAAGGACAAAGAAGAAAACAGUUUUUGCAAUAGAAGCUUAACAGUAAAACAGACAACAGUGAAGAACAGCUUACAGGAAAGGCUGUCGGUUAGCUCUUGUUCGUCUGAAGUAGAUCUUCAUAGCCUUAAAUUUUUAUCAUUAUAUAGAAACAUAUUUUAAAGCAGAGUUCAAUCACAUAGACAGUAUGUUGUAACAGAUCUAACCACAUAUCUAUCAUCUGAAAGUACAUACCCAUUUAAAACAUUUGAGACAUUGCUUCCUUAGUUCAGAAGGAAAUGCAAUGAACAGAGCUCACUGGGAUUAAGAGGCCACUAAGGCUGUUUAAAGCACUUUUCUAAACUGUAGCUAAUGUGCGCAUACAGCAGCUGAAUUUAAGUUGCCGACACACACAAACACACACAAAGGUAAAGUUAGUUUAAAAGUCGUAUGACUAGUGGUGGUGAGGCAGCUUGGCUUUCCACUUCUGAUUCCCACGUUGUUAGGAGAGCUGUUACAGGUGGGGAGGAUCCCUGGGUAAUAAAAACCUCAGCCAUGCCACGGUGGCAGUGGGAGGGACACGUGGACAACAAUGACACGUGAUGUGGGUGCAUGAGGCUUGGCUGUACUGGCCUUCCAGGAUUCAGACAAUUCUCCUUAGGGUAGCCUGGACUGCCAAGCCUACACUAAGAUUUCUCCCUAGAGGCUGACGGUGCUUGAACAGUGGGCAGCCAGUCUGCAGGGGAAGGAGACCAGCCCAGGCUCAGCCCCCCCACAGUGGAAACGGAAAAGACAGUUUGGUUAUAUGACAUCUUCAGAGCUACAUGUUGGAAUGUUCUUUUCAUUGUCUUCACCCUGGCUCUCCCAGAUCCCAAGCAUAGCUCCUCUGUAGGAUGAGAACUGGAAGCCACAGUGUAGGGAUCCUAGCCAUAAGAAUCACUGGCGUGAAUGUGUGUGUGUGUUAGGAGCAAUUGACCCCUGAGCUCAGGAUACCCGGCUAGAUCCUCUCCCCCACCCUGCCCUAUCCUCCAGAAUACUUGGGGACAGAGUCCUCUUGGCAUUAGGCUACCAGCUCCACACCCCAACCACACCCCAGAGAGCUAGGGUCUGGAGUGGUAUGCACCUAGGUGGAAGAGGGCUACCCACAGUCCCCUUCCAGAAGGCCAGAAGGCCUUGUGACCAGGGAGGGGAUUGUCAGCUCCCUGGAGACCUAACCCCUCCUCCAGUCUCCUACCUGGGGAUAGAGAUAAGGCUCUGGGGUCAAAGGCUAGAAGAGGGAUCGAUCAGGGAGGGUCGGAGCAGGGAAGCUCAAACCUACCCCAAACAUCCUGUGCUUAGGCCUAGAACUCACGACAGGGCCUCAACCUCCUCCAGACCCCAAAGACUGGCCAGGUGUUGGCUAGGACCAAGGUCACAUCUUCUCUUCCUGUUUGUCUGGGUUGGGGCUUUAGCCAUUUCCUGGGGAUUUUCCCCUAAGGGCUGGAGGUGGGGAAGGUGGGGAAUGUGACUCAGCAAGCCCUUUCGCCUUUCAGGUAUCUCCCUUUACAACCCGUGCUGGGCAGAGAGGCCACAGCCCAGAAUACGAGAACACCACCCCCACCCCCACUCAGGCCGCAAGAUUUGGGAUUUGUCUAAGCUGCUUGAGCUGAGAGGCAGCUGAGGAAGGGUGGAGGUAGGCCUAAGAGCUCUCCUGAAAACGUUAAAUAGAACACCCAUGUUUGACUUGGUAACACGUCUGCAGCUCUGCCUGCCCCUGGUCUCCUAGCUUGACCUCCAUAGGCAAGGCAAGGAGGGAGUGAUCUGGGCUCUUCAGGGAGCAGAGAAGGCUCUGCGUGGCAGUUCUGGGUGUGACAGGCAGGAGAGGGGAUGCUCAGGCACCCACCUAAGGAAAGGGACCCACUCUGCUCCAGCCCCAGGAGGCAGCAGCUCCUUGCCCCCUUGGCUUUCGGGGAGGAUCUGCCACUGGAAUGGUUAACCCGGCAGCCAAUCACAGGGCCGUGCAGGAAAUACCUGGGAGAAGUCCUGGUGCUAGGGCAAGUUGAGCCCAGCCCCAGUCUGGUAUCAGGCAGCCCCAGCCGUCUACUACCAGCUCAGACGCCAGCGGUCUUCACACAGCAUCACAGCAAGGAGCACUUUGGGGGCCGGAGGCAUGGGGUUCCCAGCCCGGCUCACACAGGGGCUCCUGUUGGCCAUGCUGCUGGUCACGGCACCAGCGGUCCAGCACAGUAGCCUGCUAAGCCUGCUCAUCUCCGGUCAGGGCGCUCUGGAUCGGCAGCAACUGGACCGCCUGUUAAAUACGCUGGCGGUCCGUGUGCACUGCACCAACGGGCCGUGUGGAAAGUGCCUAUCUGCUGAGGAGGUCUUGACCCUAGGCAAACCUGACAAGCCAGGGCUUGCCCCAGAACCGGUCCUGGAGUCCAGAUACAUUAGCCUCCUUAGUGCUGCCGCUGCCCUCUACCUUAACAACCCAGAAGAAACAUGUAAGGACAUCCAAGAUGGCCUCUUGGCCUCCCACGUGGACCAUUACCUGACCCUACUGGAGAGUCCGGAGGCCAUGACCUUGGGUCUGAGUCAGCUACUGCAGAAGAUUGAGGCCCCUGUUGCCAACCAACCCACCAGGGAGGAGCCCUGUGUAGAUGUUCCCCAACUGCUGGAGGAGGCUGAGGAAGUAGGAGCUUCCAGAAGCCCCGGCCUGGUCCUGACUGCUUUGCUGGACCAUGUCAUUAAUGGGUCCUGCUUCCAAGGCCUGCCUAGCCCUCAGUAUUUUGUGGACUUUGUGUUCCGGCAGCACAAUAGCGAGGCUCCCAAUAUCACACUGGCUGAACUGGAGGCUUUGAUGCAUCAACUUGGGGUGGGUGGAGAGGACCACAGUGACCAUGAUGACCACAGUCAUCUGGACAGGGCAGCGAAUCACCAAGACUCUGAGCCCCUCGCUACCCACAACAGCAGCUCCAGCGUGUGGGACACGAUGUGCCUGAGUGCCAAAGAUGUGAUGGCUGUGUAUGGGCUGUCUGAAGAGACUGGGGUGAGCCCUCAGGCCUGGGCCCAGCUCAGCCCUGCCUUGGUCCAGCAGCAGCUAAGUGGGGCCUGCAGCUCCCAUUCCACCGUCCAAAUUCAGGAUCAGCUCAGCCAAACAGAGAGGUAUCUGUAUGGCUCUCUGGCAACCCUGAUCAUCUGCCUCUGUGCCGUGUUUGGCCUUCUGCUCCUGACUUGUACCAAAUGCAGCACCGCCACGCACUACAUCAUGCAGACCUUCCUAAGCUUGGCUGUGGGCGCACUCACCGGCGACGCCCUUCUGCACCUGACGCCCAAGGUGCUGGGACUGCACACACACAGUGGGGAAGACCACUCCCAUGAGGAGGUGGGCGUUGGUGCGCAGGCCACCUGGCGCCUGCUGGCGGUACUCGGAGGCCUUUACAUCUUCUUCCUGUUUGAGAGCUUCUUCAACCUCCUGUUGCCCAGGGACCAGGAUCGUGAGAAGGAUGGGCCUUUCAGCCACGGUGGACACAGCCAUGGCGUGUCGAUGCAGCUGGCACCCAGCGACCUCCGGCAGUCCAAACAGCCCCACGAGACCUCCCGCUCAGAUCUGGUAACAGAGGAGAGCCCAGAACUCCUGAACCCGGAGUCCCAGAAACUGAAAUCAGAACUGAGGAUGCUGCCCUAUCUGAUCACGCUGGGUGAUGCGGUGCACAACUUCGCUGAUGGGCUUGCUGUGGGCGCAGCCUUUGCAUCCUCGUGGAAGACUGGGCUGGCCACCUCUUUGGCGGUGUUCUGCCAUGAGCUGCCCCACGAACUGGGGGACUUUGCUGCUCUGCUGCACGCUGGACUGACGGUGAAGCAUGCGCUUUUGCUGAACCUGGCCUCGGCGCUCACAGCAUUCAUUGGCCUCUACGUGGCUCUAGCCGUCGGAGUAGGGGAGGAGGGCGAGGCUUGGAUUCUGGCGGUAGCCACGGGCCUCUUCCUUUACGUGGCGCUUUGUGACAUGCUCCCAGCCAUGAUGAACGUGCAGGACCGGCGGCCCUGGCUUCUUUUCCUGCUGCACAAUGUGGGCCUGCUGGGCGGCUGGACCGUCCUGCUGCUUCUGUCAUUGUACGAAGACAACAUCACUUUCUGACAGCUCUAUCCGUUCCCAGUCCUCGUCCCUGUCUCUCGCUUCACCUUUUUGAGUCAUCUAAUUUUUGGAUCCACUGGGUAACCAGAGGAUCGAGGCCUCAUUUCUCUGCUCUGACUUCAAUAAAGACUUCUUGUUCAUGAAA